UACACAGGCUAUCUCAGAAACCAUGAAACCGAUUCCUCCAUCUGGUAUAACCCAACCUGAGAGUAUGGGUUCUAUACCCACACAUCUGGUGAGGCUUUUCACCACUGACCACAGGACAGGCUGCAGGGACGUCUCCCUGCACUUCCUCUCCUGCCUCCUCUUCAGCCUGCUGUUGGGCUCUCUCCUCCUCCUGGGUCUCCGCUUCUCCCUCCAGUACAGCCUGUUGGUCUGCGGAGUCAUCUCAGGCUGCACCGUCCUGCUCCUGACCUCGUCGCUCUUCGUCUCCCAGCGUGUGCGCUGCUUCGCGCUCCUCUUCCUCAUCUCCUGCGCCCUUCAGCAGGGCUGCAACCUCCUCCUGGUGGCCGGCAUGAGCAUGGUGCUCCUGUGGAACGUCAGCAACACCUUCCAGAACCUCCACCGCGUGGCCCAGAGCAUCGUGUGCAACCUCGAGAACCAGGUGCACCUUCCGGAUGCGCCCUCCUCGCCCUUGCUGACCCAAGUGAACAUGAUCCGGGAGACGUGCAAGAGAAUGGAAAAUUUCCUUGAAUUUGUUAUCGUUUCAUUCAAAGUGGACAUUAAAGUGUCCGGUCACGCUGAGUCAGAGGCGGCUCAGGAGAAGCUCCAGGAGGCCACACAGAUGCUGAACGCCACGGCAGAGAAGGCAGAGGCCAUCUACGACACGGUGAGCACCAUCAGAAACACGGUGGCACCGGGUAUCGGUGUCCUCAUCCUGGCCUUGAUGACCAUCCUGUUUCUCAAGAUGCACAGACAAAACAAGAGGUACCUGAACUCCUACAUCACCCCUGAGUUUGUGCGUUACGACGAGCAACAGAGGGCAGAGGGAAGGCCACACGUCCUGCCACUGACCAAGAAGGAGGCCAAGCGUCACCCAUCCAUCCCCUCCGCUAGGCCGACGCUCAGUGACGGGAGGAGCGUCCUGAUAUUCUUCAUCCCGGUGGUCGUCCACCUUCUCACCUGGUCUGCACUCAUUGGCCUGGACGCCCUGCUCUACUGGAUCAUCCAGACGGUCAACAGGCACAUGAGACAGUUCAGGCCCAUUGAUGUCCCACUGAGGGUAACUCUGAAUGGGUCUCCAAAGACCUUCUCCUACUCCAUUGAGAUGUUCAAGAAAGAGUGCCUGCCCCAGCCCACCAUCCUCCUCUCUCAGUCGCUAGCUCCGCUGUCUGUCAUCCUGGUUGUCCUGGCAAUCAUGGGCCUGCUCUCCCCCAAGUUCCUCCAAGCCAAGAUACUGCUGAUCGAGAGAUUCUAUGGUGACUCCUCAGCAGAUAGGGUCCAACACCUGCAUGCUAAGAUUGUUCGCAAGAGGUCCAAAAAGAAACUGAAAGCCCUCAAAAGUACUCUUGUGAGCUAUGCAACGAAUGUGAAAUUCUGGUUUCCCAUAUUUUUUCCAAAGAAAAUGGAUGAUGGUCUUCAACUUCGUGACAAUCCAAGGUCGUAGCCAUGAAGUCAACAUGGGGGGGACAAAAUGUGCAUGCCGUGUGAAAUCAGUUUCUGCGAUCCUAUUAUAUGCACAGUUUCAUGGGGUGAUAUGUUUAUGUUUUCUUUUAAACAAUAAUGUCUAAUAAUACUGUUUUUCUCAUUUUCAUGUGCCAUUAUAUCUUAUGCCAUUGAGGACUGAACAAAUUACAAACAAAACGAUAAUCAUAUGAACAUAACAUAAAUCUGUGCAUUGGAAUAGAGUCCAGACAUUUGGUCGAAGUAGCAAAUAUUCAAAAACUUGGUUGUGCAACAUCUGCAUGUGCUUUUUGGGUCUGCUUUUGUAUGGCUAUAUUGCCAUGGUUCCAUGUGAUCAUGUAAUGCAUUC
Alosa sapidissima (American shad) is the source of this 1825-nucleotide messenger RNA. Its product is annotated as dendritic cell-specific transmembrane protein-like. Bases 23 to 1459 code for a protein of 478 amino acids. Gene Ontology annotation, cellular component: membrane. NCBI's taxonomy places the organism in Eukaryota, Metazoa, Chordata, Actinopteri, Clupeiformes, Clupeidae. The record is from RefSeq and is a predicted model, not a curated record. The transcript is spliced from 4 exons.